CCCGUUUCAUAAGAGGCCCACAGCUCGAACCGAGAUUUUGCUAGCUCGUCCCUUAAACCCUGAAAUCUGAAUCUCAUCGCUCCCAGUGGGAUAAUACAGUAGUAGAGGAGCAAAAAUCAUGGCGAGGCGUUGCAUGUCGUUUUCUCGAACACUUCUCUCCAGCUGUAGGCCAUCAACAGUAAGUUCCUCACCAAGUGUACAAUCCCUUCUCGGCCAGCGCCUUCAGUCUCGCCGUUCUCUUUCCACCAUUCUCACCAGGACUAACGGAGUGCUGGGAUGCGCCCAAUCGCUCUUACCGCUUCACAGCGCUGUGGCAGCCACCCGUCUGACAUCACACAUUCAAAUGGAGGCGCGCACUUGUUGCCAGUUGUCUCAGGGUACUUAAGGAUGCAUUACGUAUUAGCUGGAAAACCUGCUGUACCAAACAUUUUGGAGAAUUUUCUGUGAACUUUUCCCUGGAAGUACAAAACUGUAAGCUCUAAAUUCAAUUUGAUUUCCUAGUAAUUUUUGGGUUGAUGUUGGAAAUUUCAGAAUUCUUGAAAGCCCUGAAAAUGAUAAUUCUAUAGGAGAAAUUAUAGCAGUCCUUACAGUUUUAUGUUGAUAGAGAUCAUCUCUUCAUUUGAAGUAUUUAAAUUUUUUGAUUGGCUAUCACUAGGUGAUUACUAAUGUUCUACUUUACCAAAUAAACCAAAUUUACAUCUUUCUGAUUUUCUAAUUUGAUUAAAGCCAUAAAAGCAGACGUUAUAGUCUUCUUUAGUUACCA
This is a messenger RNA of Solanum lycopersicum (tomato), 763 nucleotides long. The record is from RefSeq and is a predicted model, not a curated record. NCBI's taxonomy places the organism in Eukaryota, Viridiplantae, Streptophyta, Magnoliopsida, Solanales, Solanaceae.